Molecule: messenger RNA, 258 nt
Organism: Prunus armeniaca (apricot)
Lineage: Eukaryota; Viridiplantae; Streptophyta; Magnoliopsida; Rosales; Rosaceae
Source: the annotation of a GenBank genome assembly
AUGUCCACAACACACGAGCUAGCUAACAGUCCAAGUUAUCAGCGAGCUUCCUGUCGAGGAGUUGGUGGGCGGCUCCAUGCAGCAACUGCUGCUGCUGCUGCUCAAAAUGGGGAAGCUCCUUGGAGUUUCCCGUCAGGUGGUGGGCAGCUCCACGCAGCAACUGCUGCUGCUGCACAAAAUGGGGAAGCUCUUUGGAGUUUCCCAUUGAACAGGUGGUGGGCGGCUCCAAGGGGUUGCACAACAGCCCACCAUGCCUAG